AAAUUCUGGGCGAGCCUCUCGUGGCGUCGCUUCUCCAGUGGACCCUCCACGUGAGGCCACACAGGCACCCACUUAUUAGAAGGAGAUGUCAAUAGGAGUGGAGAAAAUGGGUGCAAUAUGACCCCAGUGUAAAACAUUUUUUAAAUAUUAUUUUUAAAUAUCUAUCUAUCUAUCUAUCUAUCUAUGGCUGACAAUUUUGAGAUUUUUUUAUGUUUUUUUAUUUUUUUAUUUUUUGGUUGACUAUGGGAGCAAAUUGAUCCUAAAUUAUCCAUUUGUCCUCAUACAGUAAACUAAAAAUAAAUAAAAUAAUAAAAAAUAUUUUAAAUAAAGAUGCAAGGAGACCUGAAAAAUGCGGACUUUCCGAGUUAAUACAAGUAAACAAAAGACACAAAUAAAUAUUGUAUUCAAUUAAAUAAAACAAUAUUGUGUUUCUUAUGCUCUUUCUUUUAUCUUCACUUUGCGCCCUCAGCAUCACAAAUUACGCAUUUAAACUCAUUAAAAUCAAUGACAAUGAUUAAACUGCAACCUAAUGUGGGGCCAUGAUUGUCUCUCCAAUGAAAACUACCAAUAAAACGUCCAUAUGUGCCUGCUAGUGCACCCAAACUCAUCAAAAGUGGCGUCAGUCUGCACUGUCUUACUCGGGGGGUUUAUUCUGGAACUUUGUCCCGGCAGUCCUUCUCCCCGUCUGUCCCCUCUGAGGUCCUCAGAGCACAGAGGAUUGUUGGCGGAUGAGGGCGCUUCACCGCCAUGUGAAACACAAGACAUAGUUUCUGUGCCUCAGCUACGCAGUGUGUGUGUUUAUUCCCCUCUUCCAAGCAGGGCUACACAUGAUGAACUACAGCGGCGAAUAGAGCAAAAAAUCUAUCGAGCAGGAAAGCGCACGGCAGCCGACCGAUCCUGUGCGAUGUGGAAAUCCUGAUCGGAGAGGAGAGGUCUUCCUCGGGCGGAGCAGGCUGAAGCGAAGAAGCAGGGCUCGAACCCCGUUGGCCAUCAGAUGACCACCCUCUGAAAAGUCGAUCUACUUGCAGUUUUCCGAGACUUCGUAAAAAAACAUGGCUGACUCAUCCCCCUCCACCAAUCUCCUGCUCCUUCUCCUCAUUUCCUCCCUGGAUUGGCUGCCCACUCCAGGAUCUGCGUUUCUCAUUGACCGGGACCACAUGACAUCAUCAGCUCCCCUUGAGCCUCAUUUCACAGAGUGCAUAUCAAGGGAACAGGAGACAUUCCGUUGCUGGUGGAGUCCAGGCAGCUACCACAACCUGUCCUCCUCUGGAGCCCUCCGAGUCUUCUACCUUAAGAAAGAGUCCCCCACUAGUGAAUGGAAGGAGUGUCCUGAGUAUAUCCAUUCAAAUAGGGAGUGCUUCUUCGAUGUAAACCACACGUCUAUUUGGGUCCCCUACUGCAUGCAGCUCCGUGGCGAAAACGUCACCUAUUUCAACGAAGAUGACUGUUUCACUGUGGAGAAUAUUGUGCGUCCUGACCCACCAGUGUCUCUAAGCUGGACCUUGCUGAAUAUAAGUCCUUCCGGCCUCAGUUAUGAUGUCAUGGUGAACUGGGAGCCUCCACCCUCUGCAGACGUUGAUGCAGGCUGGAUGCGCAUCGAGUACGAGACCCAGUACAGAGAGAGAAAUACCACAAACUGGGAAGCAUUGGAGGUGCAGCCACACACUCAGCAAACCGUCUACGGUCUGCACAUCGGAAAAGAGUAUGAAAUGCACAUCCGCUGCAGGAUGCCGGCCUUCACUAAGUUUGGCGAGUUCAGUGAUUCCAUCUUCAUUGAAGUGACUGAGAUUCCUACAAAAGAGUCUACUAUCCCUCUCACACUGAUUCUUGUUUUGGGGAUUCUUUGUAUCCUCAUACUCAUCAUGUUGGUAGUCCUCACUCAGCAGCAUAGAUUAAUGAUGGUUCUGUUGCCACCUGUUCCUGCACCCAAAAUCAAAGGCAUCGAUUCAGAGCUGUUGAAGAAGGGGAAGCUGGACGAGCUGAAUUUUAUCCUGACUGGUGGAGGUAUGGGUGGCCUGCCCACUUAUGCACCAGAUUUCUACCAGGAUGAGCCAUGGGUAGAGUUCAUCGAGGUGGAUGGGGAGGAUGGGGACAGUGGAGAGAAGGAGGACAACCGGGCUUCGGACACUCAGAGGCUCCUUGGUCUGCCCCAUCCUGUCAGCCACCACAUGAACAUGGGUUGCUCCAACGCCAUAAGCUUCCCUGACGAUGACUCAGGUCGGGCCAGCUGUUACGACCCAGAAUCUGCCCGAUCAGACACAUUAAUGCUGAUGGCCACCCUCCUGCCGGGUCAACCUGAGGACGAAGAAGCUUCCUUUGAUGUUGAAGAAAGCUCCAGCCUCCAGCGAAGGUCCCUUGUCCAAACCCAAACUGGAGGCCCCCAGACUUGGGUCAACACAGACUUCUACGCUCAGGUCAGCAAUGUUAUGCCCUCUGGGGGUGUGGUCCUGUCUCCUGGCCAGCAGCUCCGAAUCCAGGAGAGCACCUUGGCCACAGAGGAGGAAACGCAAAAGGGAAAGGAGGGUGAAGAAAGCAAGGAGACUGAAGAGGAGAAGCAAAAAGAGCUGCAGUUCCAGCUAUUGGUGGUGGAUCCAGAGGGAAGUGGCUACACCACAGAGAGCACCGUCCGGCAAAUCAGCACUCACCCUCAGCCAGUGGAGACCAAAACCUGCAGCCACAUGGAGGAUAAUCAGUCACCUUAUAUUCAUCCUGACUCUCCCCAGUCCCAGUUCUUUGCCCCUGUUGCAGACUAUACGGUGGUGCAGGAGUUGGACAGUCAUCACAGUCUGCUCCUCAACCCGCCCCCCCGCCAGUCCCCCCCUCCCUGCCUGCCACAGCACCCUCCAAAGCCCCCAUGCCUUGGCUACAUUACCCCCGACCUGCUGGGGAACCUCUCACCGUGAAGUGACAAUGCCAUACAGAACCUUUAAUGCUGACUGACCAGGAAGUCCCCCUGCAGUCACCCUACCUGAUUCCUGCUGGAAACCAAAUAGCUUGAGCGUUGGUGAGCGUGUACAGGGGUCUGUUCAGAGGCUGCCUGUAAGAGAGGCGUGAGAAGCUGCGAGCUUAACUGUUACAUCAGUUGAUCCGAUGCAGAGGCGGCCAAAGUGAACAUCACAAACCAAAUGCAUAGUUUGCUCUUUGUGUCAACAUCCAUGUACGAUUGUAAUGAGUCAAACAAAGCAUCUUGUCCAUGCUUAACUGCCUUA
This is a messenger RNA of Acanthochromis polyacanthus (spiny chromis), 3209 nucleotides long. RefSeq names its product growth hormone receptor a (gene ghra). Gene Ontology annotation, molecular function: protein binding. The record is from RefSeq and is a predicted model, not a curated record. Lineage: Eukaryota; Metazoa; Chordata; Actinopteri; Pomacentridae.